AUGACUCAUAAUUCCGAGCUCUCUCUGUGGCAUUUGGGGAAGGAUUGCAGUACUCUUGUAGUACGCGACUGUUUAUUGGACAAAACAAGUGACGUGUGUCGUGAUCGUUCAGCUACCACGGCACAACAGCAGGAGGAAGCUUCCUGCUGGGUAACCGUGGAGCAGAGUCCAUUCGUCCUCGGCCUCACGAGCGAGAACGGAGAGCUGCUGCUCGACGAGUGCGUUCAGGUCACUGAGGGCUCCAAGACCAAAGACAGACAUCUGUUCCUCUUCAGCGAUGUCAUUGUUUUUGCUAAGCUCAAGUCGAAUGCCAGCUACCGACUGAAGCACAGGGUGAGCCUCGAGGACAUCUGGCUUUGCGGUUUUGAAGAUGAAGAGGACGAGGAGGGAAUGACGGGGGAUAUCGACUUCAGGGUGACCCUCGUCUUAGCCUGGGCUCUCACUUUUUGUUUGGUGUGUUUCCGGUGAGCACACACUCAUAACUCACACGUGAUGAGUCACAUACAACAGCUCGUUAGGUGUUGUGAUUCCAUACAUAUACGUGGUUGUGAGUACAUUUUUUUAGUGUUCUUCAUGUGUAAGAAAGAUCUGCACCACCUGCUAGCCUGCUAUCGUUAUCCAUACCAGUAUUAAAGUAUAUGAAAGAAAGGGAUUAUCCAAGUUUGCCGAGUUAUUCCUUUGUUCCUGUUGUUCUUUUGACGCUCCUGGCAAGCCAUAGAUGAAAUUUCAUCCAGAAACUCAAACAGAGGGAUCAAAGUGCAGAGAAGCCUGCUUCUUGUUGGAGAAGUGACCAUUAAAUUCAGUGUGUGAUAGCCAGCCGGUCACCUCAAGUCACUAUUUAUUCACAUCACAGUUUACAAGACAGCUGUGACUGUUGUGGGCUUUUGAAAAGGAAUAACCUUUCAGUGCAUGUUUGCGCAUGUUAAUUUUCACAAAACAGAGAGCAAGACCUAAUCACCAUAUUGCCAGCCAAACUUAUUAGAUUCUCGUGGCUGUUUUCCUGAAUUGUCCAUCU
Molecule: messenger RNA, 1015 nt
Organism: Scatophagus argus
Lineage: Eukaryota; Metazoa; Chordata; Actinopteri; Scatophagidae
Product: rho GTPase-activating protein 20-like
Exons: 4
Coding region: 1-468 (155 amino acids)
Molecular function (GO): GTPase activator activity
Source: RefSeq, a predicted model, not a curated record